Trematomus bernacchii (emerald rockcod) is the source of this 657-nucleotide messenger RNA. RefSeq names its product TATA-box binding protein associated factor 13 (gene taf13). Gene Ontology annotation, biological process: transcription by RNA polymerase II. The coding region runs from base 100 to 474 and encodes 124 amino acids. Gene Ontology annotation, cellular component: transcription factor TFIID complex. The transcript has 2 exons. NCBI's taxonomy places the organism in Eukaryota, Metazoa, Chordata, Actinopteri, Perciformes, Nototheniidae. The record is from RefSeq and is a predicted model, not a curated record. Gene Ontology annotation, molecular function: protein heterodimerization activity.
AGAAAUGCACCUCCUUUAAAACAACAGAAGAAGAAGAAACCGGAAGUCAACAGAAAGUCUGUUAUGUUGUGUUCAGUGCUGCGCUGAACUACAAGCAGAAUGGCGGAUGAGGAGGACGAGACUGGCUACGAUGAGGAGAUGGACGACGGGUCCGGCGGAGUGGAUUGCGGCCACGGGAAGAGGAAGAGGCUCUUCUCCAAGGAGCUCCGGUGCAUGAUGUACGGAUUUGGAGACGACCAGAACCCGUAUACUGAGUCUGUGGAUAUUCUGGAGGACUUGGUUAUCGAGUUUGUCACCGAAAUGACCCACAAAGCCAUGUCUAUCGGACGCCAGGGCCGUGUCCAGGUGGAGGACAUCGUUUUUCUAAUUCGGAAGGACCCUCGGAAGUUCGCCCGAGUCAAAGACCUGCUGACCAUGAACGAGGAGCUGAAGAGAGCCCGCAAAGCUUUCGAUGAAGCUAAUUAUGGCUCAUAAACAAAAUGUGGCUGUUAAAUUAUUUGUAAUGGCUGUUCUGUGUUCAGACUUGACUUGCUGUCCAAAGUCUGUUUUUUCUGAUCUAACGUUUAUUAUUUCGUAUGGUGGUAUGGCAGAGACACACAUUGUUACCUGUUCUCAUACUGUCUGUCUGGGAUUCUCAAUAAAGAAUUGUUGUUUUAA